Scylla paramamosain (green mud crab) is the source of this 720-nucleotide messenger RNA. RefSeq lists its product as uncharacterized. The transcript has a single exon. Gene Ontology annotation, molecular function: zinc ion binding; nucleic acid binding. The coding region runs from base 1 to 720 and encodes 239 amino acids. The record is from RefSeq and is a predicted model, not a curated record. Lineage: Eukaryota; Metazoa; Arthropoda; Malacostraca; Decapoda; Portunidae.
AUGUGUGCUCCGGAAAAGCCAUCAGAGAAAAUGCUUGAAGUGUUGAUAAAGUUGGCAAGGGAACACUAUGCACCUAAAGUGUCGGUUGUACUGGUGAGAUACCGGUUCAAUACGGAGAGACAGAAGGUGGGGCAGAGGAUCAGUAGCUACGUGGCAGCACUUAAGAGAAUGGCAUCAUCAUGUAACUUCGGAGGAAAUCUGAAAGAGCAACUGAGAGAUCGGUUUGUGUGUGGAGUACACAACGAAAGGAUUCAGUGCAGACUUCUUCAAGAGGGAGAUGAUUUCACUUUGGAAAGGGCUGUCAAACUAGCAACAUCCAUCGAGACCAGCUAUGAAGGUUCGCUUACCUUCCAGCGAACCGAAACGACACGUGAGCAAGAUCGAGGAACCAGCCUCGAGGGAAGACUCCAACCAGCAAGAUCAGUCAGCAACAAGAGAAGCGGGCAGGAGCACUUUGUCUCUAGCCCAUGGCUAGAGGCAAAGUGCUUUAAGUGUGGACAAAAGGAACACUUCAGAAGAAAGUGUCAGAGCAAGAUCUCGGUACACAACGAUCACAAGUGCCAGAGGAGAGACAGACGAAAAGUUGUUGGGAUUACUGUGGUUACCAGACAAGACCACAGGAGGGAAGAAGUGCCCGCCAAUAGUAGUGGAGGCCAGAGUACAAGGGAGUCAUACACUGAUGGAGGUAUAUACUGGCGCAAGCACAUCCGUGAUGAGUGA